AUGAGUUCAGCUCUAGUUCAACGUGUCAAGGAUGGCGACAAGCCAAUUCUAACUCGUGAGCCUGCGCCAGUACCACAACCUGGCCCUCACGAGCUCCUCAUAAAGGUAUCCCACGUUGCACAGAAUCCAACUGACGUACAAUCAUUCGAUACCAAUGCGUUCGGCGACGGUACAGUGCUCGGGUGCGAUUUUGUGGGCACGAUAGAAAAAUCGGGCGCGGAGGUUUCGAGGGCCAAAGAAGGCGACAUCAUCGCUGGUCUCAUCUGGGGCGGUGAGAUAAAGGGGCUCGGGGCUUUCGCCGAACAUACUAUCGCAGACGAGAGGAUCAGCUUCAAGGUUCCAAGCUCAGUCCCGCUCGCAGAGGCGGCAACCGUGCCUCUGGCAGCUGCGACAGCAUGGCUCGCUCUGUUUUCCAAAGAUUCACUCUAUAUUCCAAGAUCACCUGGCAAAGAAUUGGCCGUUCUCAUUUGGGGCGGGAGCUCGUGCGUUGGUCAAUUCGCCGUCCAGAUUUCUGCAAUGCAUGGUUUCAAGGUGAUCACUACAUGUAGUGAACACAAUUUCGACCUCGUGAAAUCACUGGGCGCUCAUCAUGUGUUCAACUAUCGCGAUUCCGACGUUGUGAAGAAGGUUCGUGACGUGGCCCCGGACUUGGAAUACGUAUUCGACACCAUCGGAAAUUCCGACUCGUCCACCUUGGCCUCGCAAGGCAUCAAGGAGAGCGGAGGCCGGCUUUGCACAGUGCGGCCGGGCAAGGUCAAUACAGAAUCAGUGAGCAAGCAGACGACGGUCACCGAUGUCCUCGUAUGGACUGCUUUUCUCAAGGACCAUAGAUACAAAUCUUUCUUUUGGCCGGCGAACCAAAGCGACCAUGACUUGACCUCGGAGUUAUUCGAAAGGCUGCCCGAGUGGCUGGAAAGUGGUAAAAUAAGACCCAGCACCGCAAAGGUUUUGAAAGGACUGGAUGCUGUUGUCGAAGGGUUCCAAGAGCACAGGGAUGGCAAGAUCUCAGCCUAUAAGAUUGUCUACGAGAUUUAA
Molecule: messenger RNA, 1035 nt
Organism: Diaporthe batatas
Lineage: Eukaryota; Fungi; Ascomycota; Sordariomycetes; Diaporthales; Diaporthaceae
Exons: 5
Coding region: 1-1035 (344 amino acids)
Molecular function (GO): oxidoreductase activity, acting on NAD(P)H
Source: RefSeq, a predicted model, not a curated record